Messenger RNA from Betta splendens (Siamese fighting fish), 5354 nucleotides. It is a transcript of the gene znf592, whose product is annotated as zinc finger protein 592. The coding region runs from base 227 to 3994 and encodes 1255 amino acids. The transcript has 9 exons. NCBI's taxonomy places the organism in Eukaryota, Metazoa, Chordata, Actinopteri, Anabantiformes, Osphronemidae. The record is from RefSeq and is a predicted model, not a curated record.
ACGGCGAGUGGCACCGCCUCACGUCUGGGAGACGGCGCUCAGGGUUUGAAUUCCCCCGCAACAGGAAAAGAAAAGCCAAGUUAACGCUAGCUAGUAGCUUGUAGCCUAGCUAUGAAACCCUGCAGCUGCUAACUCUAGCCUCCGCUACAGUUGACAGGAGUGUGGAGCUUAUUUGCUACCACUGUUUUACAUAACCAGAUCAAAUGGUUGGUGAGACUGUGCAGCCAUGGGUGACAUGAAAACCCCAGAUUUUGAUGAUCUUCUGGCAGCCUUUGACAUCCCGGAUGCCACCGGGCUGGACGCUAAGGAGCCCAUCCAGGGGAGUCACGAGGAGACGGACUGUCAGCUCAAACACACGGGGAUAUGUCUGGACGACAACCUGCUGAGUGACCAAGCAGUCACAACAGCGGACAUUCCCGUUGUGAGUGUUAUUGUGAAAAACACAAGUCGCCAGGAGUCACUGGAAGGUUUUAGUGACAAGCUUCACCCAGGACAGGUGUUACAAAAUGGAUUCAGGGCACAGGACACCUCCACUGACAGCGUUGAGGCAGUAAACGCUGGUUUCUCCAGGUCAUUUGCGUCUUCUCUAAACGGACAAAGCUCCAGAGAGCUGCUUGGAAAGGCUCCUGUUCAGCACAAACCGGAUGGAACGCCGAUAUUUUCCCAGUCAGUUUCUCGUUUUAGUCCCGUUUCCAGCCCCGAGUGUGAAGAUGCACAAUGUAGCAGGAAUGAAAUGCGCUCGAGACACGAGAUGCCUUGUUUCUCAAAGGCCUCGGGUUUGGUGGAACCAUCAGUCCCAGAAAGUUCAAAAGACCUGGACCUCAGCAUGUUCGUCAACUGUCCGAGGGACUCUGAGAUUUACAGGAACAUCCAACAGAGCAGAGCCGAAAGUAAUAGACGCGAGGCGUCCAUUGACAUCUGUGCCAAUAAUGAGACUGAUAAAACAGCUGGAGGACACAAGGCACCUCCUCUGCAAAGUGGUAACUUGAACUCUGUCGAGAACAAUUACAAGAUGGGAAGCUCAAUGCACGUUCACAGCUCUGUUUCACCUGCCAAAUCUCAAACAACUAAACUAUCCUCCUGCCUUGAGGCUCUUGUGGCUCUAAAUGCUAGAAAGGAUCUGGGUGAGCAACCAAACCCCAGAGAGCCAUCAGUGGGUCAGAAUGAUUGCAUAAAAGUUAGCCCAAAGGUGCCAAUAUCCCCACGGAGUCCGAGAAGUCCACUUGAAGUGGUGAAGCGGCUGAUGAAACCCUCCGAUAGCCCCGUAAGCAUCUGCAGCGAUAGUAGCGGCAAAGCAUCGCCUGCAGUUGCAUCUGGGUCACCACCUGCCAUCCCGAGGGUCAGAAUUAAGACCAUCAAGACCACAACCGGGCAGAUCCGGCGCACAGUCACGAGUGUGGUGCCCGAUUCUGAAACCGAUGAAUUUCACUCUGCGUAUGAAUCCUCGCCCUCCCAGAGUAUGAUAAGUGAUGAUUCCUACUGCAACAUGUCUCCUCAUCAGUCUCACGGUGUGGCUGCUGAUGGCAUUUUUGGAACACACACUAAAGGCUUCCCAGCAAGUGCGUCUUUGCUGAAAGUGUUGCACAACAAAUCAGAAGCCUGCAGCAGGAGACCUGGCACAAAGCGCUCUGCAGCUGUGUUUCAUACUACGGGUGGUCAUGUGAAACGGUCCGUUGUGCAGAAGGGGCAGAAACCAAAGCGAGGAUCAGCCACAGCAGCGCAUACAACUAGCACGAAUUAUCUCCCCAAAGCAAUGCACUUAGCGAGCCUGAAUCUGGUCCCCCACAGUGUUGCUGCUUCAGUCGCUGCCCGAUCCACCUCCCAUCAGCAAAGCCAACGCACGCUCUCCUCUACCGUGUGCAGCACUGUCCCGUUGGUGCAUCAGGUGAAAUCAGCCGGUCCUCGCGUGUCCGGCUCCAACACAACAGCAGGAACCCUGAACCGCCUGUUGAACAAUGCCAAGCCUGUGCCUACAUACGUGCCCAACCUGACUCCCCCUCCAGAGAGCAACAUCAGCCUCCCACCGCGUGGGUACUGCUGCCUCGAGUGCGGGGACUCGUUCGGCGUGGAGCGGAGUCUGGCGCAUCAUUACGGCAGAAGGAGCGUACACAUCGAAGUGGGAUGCACGCACUGCGCACAGACAUUGGUGUUCUUCAACAAGUGCGCCUUGAUGGCCCACGCUCGGGAGCACAAGAACAACGGCACCGUGAUGCAGUGCACGCAGGUCAACGUGAAGCCCAUAGCGGAGGAGCAGAUGUUUGUCCCCCUGAGCACUGAGCGGGCGAAGGCACACGCUUACGCCUCCCCAUCCGCCUCAUGUAAAAGCCAGCCUGUCCUGCCCUUGUAUCCAGACAACGUCGAUUACCACCGACACCGAUGCCUUGAGUGUAACAAGCAGUUACCUGACUACCGAGCACUUGCAGGUCAUUAUCAGAGGCCUUCAGAAGAUGUGGAAGCACUACUGUGUAAGGUGUGCUCGAUGUUGUUGCCGAACAAGUGCAGCUUCAGAGCUCACCAGCGCAUUCAUGCACACAAGUCUCCUUACUGCUGUCCUGAGUGUGGCGCCCUGAGUCGCUCCGCAGACAUCCAGAAGCACGUCAAGGAAAACUGUCUGCACUAUGCAAGAAAAGCUUGGUACAAAUGUCUUCAUUGUGAUAUGGUUUUCAAGACCCUUCAAGGACAGAAGACUCACAUCGAAGAGAAACAUUGUGAAGUCUUUUACAAGUGUUCCAUCUGUCCAGUUGCCUUCAAGACCUCUGACAGCUGUGAAUCUCACUUACAAAAUAACCACAGUGCUGGAAAAUUAUCCGCUCAGAUAAUCUUCAAGUGUUCAUGUGAAACCAUUUUCAAGAAGAAGCAGUUGCUGUUUCAGCAUUUCCAUCACAAUGCCAGCAAACGCAUGACGUGUGUAUUUAAGUGUCCAGAAUGCAACUCUGUGUUUCCACAAAAGCAGCUCUUAAUGCAGCAUUUCAAGGGCGUGCACAUAGGAGUCAUGACGGUAGAGACAGAGGAGGAGCGUAAACAAUCUGUCAAGGCCGACUGCGACCAGGAUACUCCCUCUGUCCAACCUGACCAGAAGAGCCCUGGUCGUGUUAAACACAAAGACAGUCAGAGGAAAAAGGCUGACCACAGCCGGCCACGUGUGAAGCCCACCGGCUGGACGUGUGGCGAGUGCGUCCAGUGGUUUCCUGAAAGAGAAUCGUAUGUUUCUCAUAUUAAGACCACACAUGGAAAGUUAGUAAAAAAGUAUCCGUGUCGACAUUGUGAGCAGUCAUUCAAUUCUGCAACCAGCCUGAGACGACAUAAUCGUAGUGACCACGACGGGAAAAGGAAAAUUUACACUUGCUGCUAUUGUACGGAUACAAAGAAAACAUUCACCUCGAGUGUGAUGUUGAGGAAUCACCUAAGUUUAAUGCACGGAAUCAAAAACCCUGACCUUGGACAGAUGGCAAAAACAGCCAUUCAGGAAUCCAAAGCACGCCAUGACCAGGUGCUUGAAUCAGAAACACCUGCUGGCACACAGGACCAGGGGCAGGAUGCCACUGCUCGCCUGGAGCCUCCGUCAGCAAAACGACUGAAGCCUCAGUUACGCUGUUCAAAGUGUGGCUUCAUCACAGAAGACGGUGCCCAGUUCCAGCAACAUAUACCUCAGCACAAAAUGGAUGAAAACACUCCUCAAUGUCUCCACUGUGGCUUGUGUUUCACAUCCCUGCUGUCUCUGAGCAGACACCUUUUCAUUGUCCACAAAAUCAAGCAUCCAGAGGAACGGAAAGAAGACAAAGAGGAGAAGGAGGCAGGGGUGGAGGAGAAGGAGCCGGAUAAUCAGUCGACUCGAUCAGAGGAGACUGCUGAGGUGAAUAACUGGUUAACGGAGCAAAGCAAAACUGAGCCGCUACAGACGGACGAGACAACACAUCUGCACUGUGACAAAAACACGGGCUGCAAUUUGAACCUGAACACACACUCGCAGACACAAUCAGUGUCCCUCUGUUAGUGAUAUGUCACCACCUUUUUAAACCUACUUCAAUGUCUUAAUUGGCCACUUGAAAGCAACAGAUGGGUGAUGAGUUGGUACCAAGUGGCCUUUAAUUGUUUUGAGGCUGUGUGGUGUAACAUUUCAUACAGUAUUUUCAUCAAUAAGAGGACAAAUUAUUAAUCAUUUUAUUUAACUUUGCAUGUUGAUAAUAUAUUAUUUUUGCCUUUUAUACACAAUUGCAGUAAUACUACUUUGUUUGUUUUUAUGCUAUGUUCUUUCCAUUCACCAUGAAAAGAGUCCAGAGUCUCUUGUUUUAUUUUGUUUUUGUAAUUGGAGUAAUUUAAAUAGAUUAAACAGCUAAUCUAGAAUGUUUAAUGCUACACACUAUCACCUGAAUGAGAUUCAGGUGGACGUUUUAUGAAAUGCAAUAAUUGUUCAGAUCUGAAAUAGAAGAUUUGGUGUCCAUUUAUCAGAGACUGGUGUAAUUCAGUAUUCAGCUCAAAGCGCUGUGUGAAGCAUAUGUGAACAUUCUGAAAUGCUAAUUUUCACAGUUAUGGAACAUGUCUUGACUUGUGGGUGCACAUGUCGCAUUUUUAAAAAAAUAUAUUGUUUUUUAUGAGUAUGCGGAGGAAACGUGGAGAGGUAUUGGAUGUGUGGUGCAGCAGUAUUGAAAAUACCUCAUAUUGCCAGAAGUGUAUUUUUCAGGCAGGUGAACGGUCAAUGUCAAGAAGUCAGGGUGAAUUAUUUCAGAUCAUCCCGAAGGUGUGAAGGUCAGGCUUGGUGGCAUAAAAUCACCCACUAAAAACACGAGGAAUGUGUUGAACACGGAGACUCAAGGGGUGAACAUCUUUCACAUGAGCACUACCAACCUCAGUAGACGACGGAUUCUACCUCCGUGGUAAAUAUCUGAUUGUUAAACGGUGAAAGGCUUUGAAGCGUUGCAGGUGAUCUUAGUGCAAUGUAAAACAUUAGUUCAUAAAAUGUGUAUUAUCCCACAUUAUUAAAUUUUAUAAAUUAUUAUGGGAAAGCAGCUCAGACUAUAUGGUCAUAUUGACUGAACUGGCGUCUAUGGCAGUGUUGUGUCAGCUUUGUUUCUCUGUAAUCUUGCGUCCUUGAAUCACCAACUGCAGCUUCUGAGUCUGCAGAGGCUGAAAAGAGUAACUUGUUCUUUUCUAAUGCUUGUUGAAAGACAUUUGUACUUUUGAUACUGUGUACAGUGAGGACUUGUGUAGGAUAGGAACCUUUGUACAUACAGUAGUCAAUGAACAGGAUUCACAGCAUUUCUUAAGCCAUUACAUCUAUUCAGCAUGCAGUGGCACUUGUGCCUUGCUGUUAUGUUUACACAGUACUAACAAAUAAAUCAUUGCAUUUAAUUACA